AUGAGCAUCCAAUUCAAUAUGACUAAUGCUCAAGAGGGUUUUAUGUGGGGCAUAUCCAGUUCUGAUGAUUCUGGAGGCGGUUGUAGAAGAAUCGACAAGCAACUACCUCUACCGCAACCUUCUCUUCUGUUAGAAAAUCCGAUCUCGAUGGAUAAGAAGGGUGCAAAAGGAAAGAAAAGGACGAAAAGAAAUGGAAAAAAUCAUGUUGAAGACUCACCUGAUCAUGAAAUACAUAUAUGGACCGAGAGAGAAAGGAGGAAGAAAAUGAGGGACAUGUUCUCUAAACUACAUGCUUUGCUUCCCCAGCUUCCUCCUAAGGCUGACAAAUCAACAAUUGUAGACGAAGCAGUGAGCUCCAUCAAAUCCCUUGAACAAACUUUGCAAAAGCUCCAAAUGAAAAAGCUCGAGAAACUUCAAUAUUCUUCUGCUUCAAACACAACUACUUCUCCUACAACUCUGCUCACACCAAUCUCACACCAUUCCCAAAUCCUUCCCGUAGGUGCCGCCCCAGCAGAUUGUUACUCUCGUGAAGCUUUCUUGGCCGAUCAGAUAUCUUCUUCCAUCACAAACCUGCCUUACCCUUGUAAUGACCCGACCGAUGCUUUCGAUAUUUGGUCCUCACGUAACGUCGUGCUGAAUAUCUGUGGGAAUGAAGCUUUCUUCAAUAUUUGUUGCCCAAAAGACAAAUCAGGAGUUUUCUCUAAUAUUUGUUACUUGUUUGAGAAGUACAACAUUGAAGUCGUGUUUGCUAAUGUCUCCUCUAAUGUUUACCGGAGCACCUACGUGAUCCAAGCACAGGUAAGUCCGAGUUAUGAGAAUCAGUUACUGGGAGAUGGAUUUGGAGUAGGGGAUAUUUUCAAGCAAGCUGCUAAUGAACUGGCCUUAUAUUUUUCAUCUCCUUGAAUUAUAAAUGGCUGCUUCGGGUUGAAUUCAUUUUCAGGUCAUUGGAUGAAUCUUCAGUUUUAUCGAUGUGCAUGCAGAGAUAAGUUUGGACUUUGCACUUUA
Molecule: messenger RNA, 1005 nt
Organism: Brassica oleracea var. oleracea
Lineage: Eukaryota; Viridiplantae; Streptophyta; Magnoliopsida; Brassicales; Brassicaceae
Product: transcription factor bHLH95
Exons: 3
Coding region: 1-903 (300 amino acids)
Biological process (GO): regulation of DNA-templated transcription; endosperm development
Molecular function (GO): protein dimerization activity; DNA-binding transcription factor activity
Source: RefSeq, a predicted model, not a curated record